Messenger RNA from Fusarium subglutinans, 894 nucleotides. Its product is annotated as ribonuclease H. NCBI's taxonomy places the organism in Eukaryota, Fungi, Ascomycota, Sordariomycetes, Hypocreales, Nectriaceae. The record is from RefSeq and is a predicted model, not a curated record. The transcript has a single exon. Gene Ontology annotation, molecular function: RNA-DNA hybrid ribonuclease activity; nucleic acid binding. The coding region runs from base 1 to 894 and encodes 297 amino acids. Gene Ontology annotation, biological process: DNA replication, removal of RNA primer.
AUGAGUUGGGCCCCCGAUUCACCAGUUGAAUUAGCUGAUGGCCGUUUGGUCUGUGGCACUCAUAGCUUGGUCGUUUACGGACGCUGCUGCGUCGACUACAGUUUCAUGGAUGACGUCGUUGACGAGGACUCAAUCGAAGGGCGAGUGAGACUUCCAGAAGAGUAUGAAGACGAUCUCGACCACGCUGGCUCUCUAGAUAUUGAGAGGCUGGAUCCCAUCCGCCGCAUGGAAAUGUCUAUAGGUAGAGGAUCAGUCCUACCAACAGUCUUCGUACCGCCCCCUUCGGCAACUCCCCAAAGCCUGUUUCCCGCAGGCGACAGCCGCAAAGCCCACCCACCUGUGGCACGAUUUAUUCGAGUGGACGAUCCAAAGUCUUUUCUUAUCUAUACCGACGGUGCAUGCCUUGGUAACGGACAAGUUGAGCCUAAGGGAGGAUGGGCUUUUGUCUUCGGGCCUCAAGAACGAAACACCACUUCGAGUGUAAACGAGCGUCUGGAGAAUCAGGGUCCAUUGGGCGAUUAUGCCCACCCAACCAGCCACAGAGCAGAGCUUCGAGCUAUCAUCGGCGCUCUCCGUUACAGGAACUGGGCAAGCGAAGGUUUCACCACUCUUGUCCUGGCAACUGACUCAGAAUAUGUCGUCAAAGGUGCAACAGAGUGGAUCCGAGCAUGGCUGCGGAGGGGCUGGAGGAAAAGUGACGGGGCGGUCGUAAGGAAUGUGGAAAUGUGGCAGGCCUUUCUUGGGGAGGUAGAGCGUUGGGAUGAGUACGCUGUCAAGAUUCAGCUUUGGAAGAUUCCGCGGGAGUGGAACACUGAAGCCGAUCGGCUGGCGAAAGAGGGUGCACAGCUUCAUGAAGAGCUUACCUAUAAAGAAAGGCUGGGUAUUUCCCCAUAA